Messenger RNA from Suillus plorans, 444 nucleotides. RefSeq lists its product as uncharacterized. The annotation marks the transcript as partial. The record is from RefSeq and is a predicted model, not a curated record. NCBI's taxonomy places the organism in Eukaryota, Fungi, Basidiomycota, Agaricomycetes, Boletales, Suillaceae. The transcript has 2 exons.
ACCAAUUUUGAAGAAAUCCGGGCAAACCAGAUUGACAUGGGCCUGGAGGGGAAUCCAUGGUAUCUGUUCAGUGAUGAGGAGGAGUGGGGACCUGCGGAGUGGCUGAUGAAGAGUGUUAACAAAACUGCUACAGAUGAAUUUCUCAAACUCGCCAUUACUAAAAAUUGCACUCAGCCUAGUUUUACGAGCACCUACACAUUUCAGAAGAGACUCAACAAACUUCCAAAAGGUGCUGGCUGGACCUGUGACAUCAUCACAUCAAUGGGUGAUCGAAGAGAUGGCAAUGAUGAGCUACUCACCGAAAAUCAUGAACUUUGGCACCGGGACCCUGUAGAGUGUGUGCACGAGCUGAUUGGGAACCCUGCAUUUGAGGAAUACCUUGGAUAUGUGCUGGAGAAAGUGUUUGCCGAUGCUGAAGGCAAAACAUGGGUCUAUGAUGAGAUG